CACAGCUCUCCCCAGCAUUUCCUCUCUCUGGGUCUGGUCCCGACUGCUGCCAUGGCUUGCCCCCUGGAGAAGGCCCUGGAUGUGAUGGUGUCCACCUUCCACAAGUACUCUGGCAAAGAGGGCGACAAGUUCAAGCUCAACAAGGCAGAGCUAAAGGAACUCCUGACCCGGGAGCUGCCCAGCUUCCUGGGGAAAAGAACAGACGAUGCUGCAUUCCAGAAGCUGAUGAGCAACUUGGACAGCAACAGGGACAACGAGGUGGACUUCCAGGAGUACUGCGUCUUCCUGUCCUGCAUCGCCAUGAUGUGCAAYGAAUUCUUUGAAGGCUUCCCGGAUAAGCAGCCCCGGAAGAAGUAAAGGUUCCUCCGGUGCAGCUGGGGGUAGAGGUCUGCCAAAGAGGUCUUCCAGGUCGGCAGAUGAGUUYAUGCCGUGGUGCAGAACCCUGAGCAAGUUCAAUAAAAAGAUAUUUGGAAGCUA
Messenger RNA from Urocitellus parryii (Arctic ground squirrel), 477 nucleotides. It is a transcript of the gene S100a4, whose product is annotated as S100 calcium binding protein A4. Lineage: Eukaryota; Metazoa; Chordata; Mammalia; Rodentia; Sciuridae. Gene Ontology annotation, molecular function: calcium-dependent protein binding; transition metal ion binding; RAGE receptor binding. The record is from RefSeq and is a predicted model, not a curated record. Gene Ontology annotation, cellular component: perinuclear region of cytoplasm; nucleus. Gene Ontology annotation, biological process: positive regulation of canonical NF-kappaB signal transduction.